UUACGGAAACGUGGCUGGAUACACGGACCCCAGACACGAUCGCUACACUACACGGAUUCACACUACUGCGGGCGGACAGGACAAAGGAGAGCGGUAAGAGGAAAGGAGGCGGGCUGGCAGUGUUUGUGAAUGAUAGAUGGUGUAACUCUGGGCACAUCACUAUUAAAGAGCAACUCUGCUGCAAAGACAUUGAACUGUUAGCCGUUAGCAUGAGACCGUACUAUCUGCCGCGGGAAUUCUCGCACGUUAUCGCGAUAGCGGCGUACAUUCCCCCCUCUGCUAACGCCGACGCGGCCUGUGACGUCAUCCACUCUGCCGUGGGCCGGCUACAGACACAACAUCCGCAGGCUCUCCUUCUUCUCUCAGGUGAUUUCAACCACGCUUCUCCAUCCUCCACCCUGCCCACCUUCACCCAGUAUGUCACCUGCUGCACUAGAGACAAUAAAACACUGGACUUGUGUUAUGCCAACACCAAGGAGGCAUACAAUUCAACAGCACUCCCUCCCCUGGGAAGAUCAGACCACAACCUGGUACAUCUCCAGCCUGUGUACAAACCUCUGGUACGCAGGCUGCCAGCUGUGUCCCGCACAGUGAAGAGAUGGUCUGAUGAAGCCGACGAGGCUCUGAAGGACUGUUUCAACACAACAGUGUGGGAGGAACUCUUCCAUCCUCAUGGGGACGAUAUAGACAGUCUCACUGACUGCAUCACAGACUACAUAAACUUCUGUGUGGAAAACACUGUACCCACCAGGACUGUACGGUGUUUCUCCAACAACAAACCAUGGAUUAAUCCGGACAUAAAGGCUCUCCUAAAGGAGAAGAAGAGGGUCUUUAAGUCAGGAAAUAGGGAAGAGCUGAAGGCUGUGCAGAAGGAGCUGAGGAGGAAAAUCAGGGAGGGGAAGGACUGCUACAGGAAAAAGAUGGAGGAACAGCUGCAGCAGAACAACGUCAGAGGAGUCUGGAGAGGCCUGAAAACCAUCUCUGGCCACAAGGGGCCCGACUCCCAGGCUGCUGGGGACCAGGUAAAGGCUAACGAUCUGAAUCUAUUUUUCAACAGGUUUGAUCAACCAUCUGCCCAUCCCCCGGCCCAGCACCUCCUGCCGAAACUUCUGCCGAAACUCCCCCCAUCGACACCUCGAGUGGACAGCCCUACCCCCACCUCCCCCUCCUGCACACAGCCAUCCCCCACCACUUCUCACCUAAUCAGCUCAACCUCCUCACUAACCUCCCCCCGCACACAGCCCCCCUGCUCCAACCUGACCCUCACAACAUCCCAGGUGAGAAACCAGCUCCGGAAAACCAAGGCGAGGAAGGCGGCGGGACCAGACGGCAUCAGCUCCAGGCUCCUGAAGUCCUGCGCGGACGAGCUGUGCGGGAUUGUUGAGCACAUCUUCAACCUGAGCCUGAAGCUGGGGAGGGUGCCACAGCUGUGGAAGACAUCCUGCGUGGUUCCUGUCCCCAAGACGCCGCACCCCAAGGACCUCAGCAGCUACAGGCCGGUGGCACUUACAUCACACCUGAUGAAGACCCUGGAGCGGCUGAUCCUUGACCAUCUCCGCCCCCUGUGCGUUCAACACCAUCCAGCCAGCACUUCUGAGGGACAAGCUGGAGAACACAGGGGUGGACCUGCACCUCACAUCGUGGAUACUGGAUUACCUCACCAACCGUCCACAGUAUGUGAGGACACGGGACUGUGUGUCCGACACAGUUGUCUGCAGUACGGGGGCUCCGCAGGGAACGGUCCUGGCUCCGUUCCUUUUCACCCUCUACACAGCAGACUUCUCCUACAACACACCAACCUGCCACCUGCAGAAGUUCUCUGACGACUCUGCAAUUGUUGGCCUCAUCACAGAUGGGGACGACUUGGAGUACAGAGGACUGACACAGGACUUUGUGGACUGGUGCCAGCGGAACUGCCUCCAGAUCAACACGGGGAAAACCAGAGAGCUGGUGGUGGAUUUCCGCAGGCGCAUCCACUCUCCUCCAACACCAGUGAACAUUCAGGGAAUGGACAUUGAGAUGGUGACAUCCUACAAGUACCUGGGUGUUCAUCUCAACAAUAGACUGGACUGGACUCAUCACACGGAAGCACUUUACAGGAAGGGCAUGUGCAGGCUCUAUCUGCUCAGGAGACUGAGGUCUUUUGGAGUGCAAGGGGCACUCCUCAAGACGUUCUAUGACUCUGUUGUGGCUUCAGUCAUUUUCCAGGGAGUGGUCUGCUGGGGCAGCAGCAUUUCGGCUGCGGAUAGGAAGAGACUGGAUAAGAUCAUCAGGAAGGCCAGCUCUGCACUGGGUUGCCCCCUUGACCCAGUGGAGGUGGUGGGAGAGAGGAGGAUGUUGGCUAAGCUAUCAUCCAUGUUGGAGAACGACUCCCACCCCCUGCAGGACACCUUGACAGCACUUGAAAGCUCCUUCAGCGAUAGACUGCUUCACCCCAAGUGUGUGAAGGAGCGAUAUCGCAGGUCUUUUCUUCCUGCAGCUGUCAGGCUGUACAACCAGCACUGCUCCCAAUAGACUUCUACACUGC
This is a messenger RNA of Doryrhamphus excisus (bluestripe pipefish), 2527 nucleotides long. NCBI's taxonomy places the organism in Eukaryota, Metazoa, Chordata, Actinopteri, Syngnathiformes, Syngnathidae. The record is from RefSeq and is a predicted model, not a curated record.